This is a messenger RNA of Ostrinia nubilalis (European corn borer), 1379 nucleotides long. Its product is annotated as uridine 5'-monophosphate synthase-like. The transcript has 4 exons. The record is from RefSeq and is a predicted model, not a curated record. Gene Ontology annotation, biological process: pyrimidine nucleobase biosynthetic process; UMP biosynthetic process. The coding region runs from base 561 to 1202 and encodes 213 amino acids. Gene Ontology annotation, molecular function: orotidine-5'-phosphate decarboxylase activity; orotate phosphoribosyltransferase activity. NCBI's taxonomy places the organism in Eukaryota, Metazoa, Arthropoda, Insecta, Lepidoptera, Crambidae.
AAUUAACACACAUGAGAAAUUUCCUAAGCGUUAUUUUGGAUGAGGUUUGGGAUGAUGCAACAUGCAUCCACGAUAAUUUCUUAAUAAAUUUUAAAAAUUAACACACAUGAGAAAUUUCCUAAACGUUAUUUUGGAUGAGGGUUGGGAUGCUGAAGACUGCAAGUGAAGUUCAAAUAGCGAGCAGUCUUCAUGCGGGAUAUUUAAUGAUAUUAAUUUCUUUUCAUUUCGUAUAAAUUAUUUCUCCUUUCUAAACUGCUGAUCUCUUCGCAUUUCCUCCUUGUCAUCAAACCUCUGUCUCUGCAAGUUUGAACGCUUUCCUGUCGAGGAGAUGCAAGAGCUUCAUCUGGCACUGCGCGCUUGAGGCCGUGGAGGACGCUGCUUGUAGCCUAAAAGUGUGCGAGACCCGUUGGACCCCAGAAGAAGAGAGGAACGUUCAGGGUAACGGCUUAUAACCGCAUGGCUUCCAAGUCACACGAUCGUCACCAUCAUCAUCUGCUGAACAGGCUCCACUUUUGACAUCUAACAAGUGAUGUCCAGCAUGAUCUUGCUACAUUUAUCAGAUGUCAUCCCUACAACAGCUGGCGCUGGAGUUGUUCGACGCAGGCGCCGUCCGUCUGGGAGACAUCGAGGCCAAGAUCGGCAGGCGCACGCCCGUCUACUUCGACCUCAGGGUCGUGGUCUCGCAUCCGAGGAUUAUGUCUGCAGUAGCAGAGCAUCUUCAGCGGCUGGCCUCCGAAAUAAACCACGACCUUCUGUGUGGGGUGCCGUACGCCGCACUACCAUUCACAGCAGUUAUGUCCGUCAACACCGGCGUCCCCAUGAUCAUGAAACGCAAGGAAACCAAGCUGUAUGCCACCAGAAAACUCAUCGAAGGAGUCUACCACAAAAACCAAACCUGCCUCGUCGUGGAGGACGUAGUGACAUCUGGCGGCAGCGUACUAGAAACUGUUCGUACGCUACGAGACGAGCAACUAAACGUCACGCACGCCAUAGUAGUUCUCGACCGCGAACAAGGUGGCGUUAGUGUACUAAAAGCAAAUGGCGUCAAAGUAGUAUCGCUCUUCACACUGAAUAAUUUAACAAAAAUUCUGAGGGAUGCCGGCAGAAUCACAGAUGAUACUGUUGACAUUAUUUCAGACCACAUCAAAGGGUGCCAGUUUGGUGUUAUGUACAACAGCGGAGAUGCCAUUACUCCUAGUUAACAUACCUUUAAAAAUAUUGGAGUUUUUCUUACCUAGGCAAUGGUUCUGCAGAAUUAUUAGAUGCACAAAUAGUAUUUAUUUAUAUAAAAUAAGCACCUAAUUAACACUUAAUUAAAUGUAUUUAAUUAACUCUUACUAUUAUUACGCACAAUUUAAAUAAAUUUCACUAGUUGUACU